Molecule: messenger RNA, 1746 nt
Organism: Striga hermonthica
Lineage: Eukaryota; Viridiplantae; Streptophyta; Magnoliopsida; Lamiales; Orobanchaceae
Source: the annotation of a GenBank genome assembly
AUGGCCAAAAUUUCUCUACACUCCCCGUUCCUAACACUCUCAAUCUCAAUCCUUCUUCUCCUCCUCCUCCCUAUAGUCUUCUCCCAAUCAAACUCAUCAAUAUCAAAGGGCACACAACUUUCCACAAUUUGCAACUCCACCCUUUAUCCUUCUCUCUGCAUCGCCGUUCUCAAUGGAUCAAUCAACUCCUCAACCCCCAUCCGCAGUUACACUUGUAUUUCCCUCGACAAAUCCCUCUCGUCUGCCCAAAAAUUCCUCGCCCUCAACCGAAGAUACCUCCGGAGGCACAAAAACCUAACCACCAUAGUCGCCCGAGCCCUGCAGGACUGCGAAUUCCUCGCGCAGUGCAACGUCGACAACCUAAAUAACUCGUACCAAACCAUCGACCAAAACAUUAACUCAUCACCCCACAUGCUCCCCGAGCUCAAAUUCGACGAUGUACAAACCAUACUCAGCGCAAUACUGACGAACACCCAGACGUGCAUCGACGGCCUCCAGUCGAAUGCCUUCGCAUGGGGCGCUUCGGCCAGAAUCGUGAAUCAGCUAGCCAACGACACGCAGCUUUACAGCGUGUCGUUGGAUUUGUUCACGAAUCGUUGGCUUCGCUAUAGAAAAACAAGGCGGCCGCAACAUCCCAGCGGUUUUUUCGCCGGGGCUUACAAGAGAAAGCAACUCAAGUCCAGUGACGGGCGGUUCAAAUUACGAAUGUCCGAGAAGAAUAUGAGAAUCUUCCAGACGGCAACCAACCGAAAGCUACUUCAGGCUGCCGACAAUGAAAUCGGUCAAGUCAACGUUAGUGAUAUCAUUAUCGUUGACCAAAACGGAAACGGGAACUUUAGCACGAUUAACGAUGCAUUGGCGGUUGCUCCGAAUAAUACAAACAGGUCAAAUGGGUAUUUCCUAAUAUACAUAAAGGCCGGCGUGUACGAAGAGUAUGUAUCCGUGCCAAAGAACAAGAAGUACCUAAUGAUGAUCGGAGACGGGAUCAACCAGACGAUUAUCACCGGAAACCGAAGCGUCGUAGACGGGUGGACGACUUUCAAUUCUGCAACUUUUGCUGUGGUGGCCCCCAACUUCAUCGCGUCCGACAUCACCUUUCGAAACACGGCGGGCCCCAUCAAGCACCAGGCGGUUGCCGUCCGAAACGGGGCCGACUUCUCAAUCUUCUACCAAUGCAGCAUCGAGGCUUACCAGGACACACUGUACGCCCACUCCCUCCGACAAUUCUACAGCGACUGCCUGAUCUACGGCACGGUCGACUUCAUCUUCGGCAACGCGGCCGUCGUUUUUCAGGGCUGCAAUCUUCGCCCGCGCCUCCCGAUGCCCGGGCAGUUCAACGCCAUUACUGCCCAGGGCAGAAUCGACCCGAACCAGAACACGGGCAUCUCUAUCCAGAAUUGUACAAUCCAGGCAGCCGAAGACCUGGCAGCCAACAAUGCCAUCGUCAAGACAUACCUCGGCAGGCCAUGGAAGGAAUACUCGAGGACUGUUUACAUGCAGUCGUUUAUGGAUGGGUCGAUUGACCCGACCGGGUGGAGCCCGUGGUUGGGGGAUUUCGCGCUCAACACCUCGUACUACGCGGAGUUCAACAACACAGGACCAGGGUCGAACACGAGCGCUAGGGUGACGUGGCCCGGGUUUCAUGUGAUCAAUCAGACGGACGCGGGGAAUUUCACGGUGUCGGCGUUUUUGCUCGGGGAUGAUUGGAUUCCGCCCUCGGGAGUGGCUUACGAAGGAGGGUUAUAA